This is a messenger RNA of Trichoplusia ni (cabbage looper), 2409 nucleotides long. RefSeq lists its product as uncharacterized. Bases 139 to 1440 code for a protein of 433 amino acids. The transcript has a single exon. Lineage: Eukaryota; Metazoa; Arthropoda; Insecta; Lepidoptera; Noctuidae. The record is from RefSeq and is a predicted model, not a curated record.
AACACGACGUAACUUCGCACACUAGCUGGCCUGCUCGCACGCUCGCAGCUGCUAGCGGCGCCUCACUUCAGUUCAGUGCGCAAGAGUGUUGUCAGUGGACGUGUUAGUGAAAACAAGUUAGUGUUUGUGACAAUUACAAUGUUGUUCCCCAAGACUGCGUUGUUUUACGGCUUUUUAAUAGCCCUGCUGUUAGAACCAAUAUCAGGCAGAAAAGGUUUUAGUGGCGGACACAGUUAUCCAAAAUCAGGUGGACUAUCAGGCGGAGGUCAUCGCUCAGGCGGUUUGUCAGGUGGGGGGCACGGAUAUCCCUCGUCAGGUGGCAGCCACCACGGGUAUCCCUCGUCCGGCGGUAGUCACGGGUAUCCAUCGUCAGGCGGCAGUCACGGGUAUCCUUCAGGUGGGUUAUCAGGAGGAAGUCACGGAUAUCCAAGUGCGGGUGGUAACCGUGGUUCUUCUGGAGGUAGCCAUGGGUAUCCCUCUUCUGGCGGUCUAUCCGGUAGCGGUACUGGUCACAAUUACCCCAGCAAAGCUGGCUACCCUUCCGCUAACAAUUACCACUACACUCCGCCACAGCAAAUCAGCUAUGCUCCAACUCGUGGAGCCCCUCCAGUGAAUUACCCGGUGUACCACGGUAGUCCUCCGACCUACGUUUACCAAUACAAAGAUUCUGGAAGCAAAUACGGCACAUUACUAGCCGGUUUGGCGCUUUUGAACCUUGGAACUCUUGGUGCCGCCGCAUAUGCUGUACACAGUUCAUCGUCACAUAAGUCACACACCCCAAUACCAGGCGAAGUUUGUAAAUUCGCUAUCAAAAAGGACAACGGUGAUUACGAAGAAACUAGAAUAGACUGCAACAUCAUAAGUAGUUUUAUUUUGCAAGAUCAAGCAGAAAAACAACAUGGAGGCAGCAAUUCUACUGUAGUAACGACAACUACCGUAACUAAUACUACAACAAUCAAUAGAGCGAAUGAAAUGCCGGAACAAACGACACAGCCCCCUGCAGCUCCAGUGGUACCAGUACUUGGUAAUGUGCUCUAUGAAAUGCUUCCUAAUGGUACUCUGGUUCCAGUUAAUGCAUCUAGUAUGCCCAUUGUGCCAGGAUUACCAGGAAAAACUGAAAAUGCUACUCACAAUGAAACAUCAACAGCAUCACCUAAUGGCACCGGGGUGAACUUGGCUUCAUCUGUGGUAGUGACCACCACCACUACAAAUACGACAGUAGUGGAUGCUUUAGAUGUUAAGGGUGCUCCAGUGAAUGUUACACCAGGAAUGAAAUGCUAUGUCAUUCGUAAUAGUCCUACAUCUAACAUGAGGAAAAGCGUGCCAUGUGGUCUUUUGCAGACAUAUGCAGAAAAGUCAAUUACUAAGAGUUCAGCAGCUCAUAAUGUACCCAUGUUUACAAUGAUAACAGCUAUUUUAGCUUUUUGUAUAGCUUAUUAAGUGUAAUUUAUAUAUUUUAAUAGUAUUAUCUUUAAACAUCAAAAACUUUACAACAAGCUGAGUGUUAUCAACUUGUUUAUUAAUAUCUUAAAGUAUUUAUGAAUUAUUUUGUACAUUUUAUUUUGUGUGACUGGUUUACUUAAGUAUGUUUUCAUUCAUUAAAAAUGUUAUUACCAAGUUCUUUUAGAAGUCAAUCAUUAUGAAGGCAUUUCACAGUUAUUCAAGAUAACAAUAUUGUAAAUAAAUAUUUUAAAACUAACUUUGUUAGUAGAUCUGUUAGAUUAUUUGAUAGAUAUCCAAAAAGAAAGUACCUAAUGUGUGAAUUAUUGUGUAUAAAUGUGUUUUAUUUUUAACAAUUUGCUGCCAGACACUGCUCAAUUGGUACUUAUUUGGAUGGGCAACCAAAGUUUCUAUCUACAUAUCUGUCAAUCCUAGUUCAACAAGAUCACUCAGCAGAUUUUUUUUGUUGUUUAUUAUUUUAUGUAUCUCCAUAGAGAAUGCAGACAUGAUAAAUUAAAUGAAAGCUUUUUAGAAUAAUUACAGUGUUUAUUGUGAUUUACACUUACUAGAAUUAUGUAAUAAUUUUUAUAAGAAAAUUAUAAGCGCAGCUAUCUGAUUAUUUAAAUUGUUGUGACUGAAACUGCGCAUAGGCUCGAAAUCUGCCCAUUGUGCAAAAGAAGGUUACGUUAGAUCAUAACAAUUUACAGUUACUAAUUAAUUGAAUAAAUUUUAUAUAGCAUAUUAAAAACUUAUAGUAAAAAUGUUACGUCCAAUUAAACUAAAAUGUAUUUUCCUGUAAAUUAAAUUGUUGGUUUUUUCUCAGGAUUCUCAAAUAAGUUUCAUGUUUAAAGUAUCAUUUGAUUUUAUUUAUUUUAAUGAGAUUAUGUUAAAGCUCUGAUAAUGAAGUGAAAAAGCAAGCCUAUUCAAUUUUUAUUGUAAGAAGUGAUUUGAUGAAAGACAUUUAUGUGA